Spodoptera littoralis (African cotton leafworm) is the source of this 1401-nucleotide messenger RNA. The record is from the annotation of a GenBank genome assembly. Lineage: Eukaryota; Metazoa; Arthropoda; Insecta; Lepidoptera; Noctuidae.
AUGUUGAAGGUGGCGAAUACUUUGAGAUUAAUCUCAAGACAGGGCAAUCAGGUGCGUUUAUUGGCGACAGCCGCUGGUUACAAAGAGGCGUUAGUUAACGUUCCACCAACAAAACUCUCAGUGUUAGAUAAUGGAAUCCGCGUUGCGUCUGAAGAUUCCGGUGCUGCGACCGCCACCGUAGGACUGUGGAUUGACGCCGGAUCCAGGUAUGAACACUACAGAAACAAUGGAGUUGCCCAUUUCCUUGAACACAUGGCGUUCAAAGGUACAAGCAAGAGGUCGCAAACCGACUUAGAACUUCUCGUAGAAAACAUGGGUGCCCAUUUGAAUGCUUAUACGUCUCGGGAACAGACCGUGUUCUACGCUAAGUGCCUAGCUAAUGACGUACCAGUCGCCGUAGAGAUCCUUGCUGAUAUCAUUCAGAACUCGUCGCUCGCAGAACCCGAAAUCGAACGAGAAAGAGGUGUUAUUCUGCGCGAAAUGCAAGAUGUCGAAAGUAACCUGCAAGAAGUUGUUUUCGAUCAUCUCCAUGCUUGUGCUUUCCAAGGUACACCUCUAGGCCAGACCAUCCUUGGACCCACCAGGAACAUUAAGAAGAUCUCCAAAUCUGACCUUCAAAACUACAUUAAGACUCACUACCAGCCUGCCCGCAUUGUUCUUGCUGGAGCUGGCGGUGUUGACCACCAGAAAUUGGUUGACCUUGCCAACAAGAACUUCAGUGGAUUGAAAAACACUGUGACUGAUGUCGAAGUGACACCAUGCCGUUACACUGGCUCUGAGGUCAGGGUACGUGAUGAUUCCAUGCCUCUGGCCCAUGUUGCUAUUGCUGUUGAGGGUGCCGGCUGGACCGAUGCUGACAACAUUCCGCUGAUGGUGGCCAACACUUUGAUCGGCGCUUGGGAUCGCUCUCAGGGUGGUGGUGUCAACAAUGCCUCCUUCCUGGCUCGUGCUGCUUCCUCUGGCAACCUGUGCCACAGCUUCCAGUCCUUCAACACAUGCUACAAAGACACUGGACUUUGGGGCAUUUAUUUUGUUGCUGAACCUAUGCAGUUAGAAGAUAUGGUGUACAAUAUCCAGAAGGAAUGGAUGAAGCUCUGCACCUCUGUUACCGAGGGUGAGGUAGAGCGUGCCAGGAACCUUCUGAAAACUAACAUGCUUCUCCAGUUGGAUGGUACCACCCCAGUGUGUGAAGACAUUGGUCGCCAAAUGUUGUGCUACAACCGCCGCAUCCCCAUCCAUGAGCUGGAUGCCCGCAUCGAUGCUGUGUCUGUACAGAAUGUGCGUGAUGUGUGCUACAAGUAUUUGUAUGACCGCUGCCCAGCAGUUGCCGCCGUCGGACCCACUGAAGGUCUGCCAGACUACACUAGGAUCCGCGCUGGAAUGUACUGGCUUAGGGUGUAA